AUGGCUGCACUACAGCGAGUUUUCCAGCUGAGAGUGAGGCAAAGAGAAAGGCAAAGACAAAGACAGAGACGACCACGGAGUACACUAUGUACUAUAAAUGCCUUCAUCAGGCAGCAUCAAAAUCCUCUGGAUAUGCUUGAUGAUAUGGCUGUCAUUCACAGGUACCGUCUGCCACGAGGAGAAAUAGUCCAGGUGCUCAAUGUCAUUGGGCCUCAGCUGAUGCGUGCUACAAGAAGGAAUUUUGCCUUGUCCCCUGAUGUGCAACUCUUAGCUGCUCUGAGAUAUUAUGCAACAGGCAGUUUUCUUCAGGUACUUGGAGAUGGACUUGGACUAAGUAAACCAUCUGUGUCCAGAGCUGUACAAGCAGUCACCUAUGCACUGCUUCCACUUGCAGCUGAACACAUCAAAUUUCCAGCAUCAAGACAGGCCAUGUCAGACAUUCAGGAGUAUUUUCUAACACAUUACCAUAUACCACAAGUCAUUGGAGUCAUUGAUGGUACUUUAAUUCCCAUCAGUACGCCUUCUGUGGAUGGCCAUACAUAUAUAUGCCGCAAAGGUUAUCCAGCAAUCAACUGCCAAGUGAUCUGUGACCAUAACUGUUUAAUCACAGACAUUGUUGCAAGGUGGCCUGGGAGCACACAUGACUCCUAUAUCUUUACCAACUCAUCUGUGGGUCAAGAGGCCCAAAACUCAAACGGACAUUGGAGGCUGCUUGGUGACAGCGGAUAUCCAUUGAGGCCAUAUCUGUUCACCCCUGUUGCUAAUCCUGUCAGUAACAGUGAGGCACAUUUCAACGAGGCUCACCGUGUUGCCCGAAGUACUGUGGAGCGCACUUUAGGAAGGUGGAAGCUACGCUUUCGGGCUAUUCACAAGUCCAGUGGUGGUCUUCUCUUUGUGCCACAAAAGUGCUGUGCUGUAAUAACAGUAACAGCUAUGUUGCACAACAUUGCAGUGAGGGCAAGAGUGCCCUUGGACAUCAGGGAGGAAGAUGAAGAGGUGGAGGAAGAGAAUGAAGUUGAGAUGAGAAUUCAUGAUGAUCAGCCAAGACAUGUUCAAUACAUGGCUGGGUUUGGGGCACGUCAGCAAGUCAUUGACACAUUUUUUUGA
Molecule: messenger RNA, 1107 nt
Organism: Danio rerio (zebrafish)
Lineage: Eukaryota; Metazoa; Chordata; Actinopteri; Cypriniformes; Danionidae
Source: RefSeq, a predicted model, not a curated record